AUGAGCGUCAACACCAACCGGGCGAUCCCUGACCUAAGGGAUGGAUUGAAGCCCAGUACGCGACGCCUCCUCUACGCUAUGGGAGAGAUGAACCUCACGGCAGGUCGUUCCUAUGACAAGUGCGCGGCUGUCGUUGGUGAGGUCAUGAAGAACUUCCAUCCGCAUGGCGACGGUCCAAUCUACGAUACAUUGGUUGGACUAGUUCAGGACUUUGCCAUGCGUUACCCUUUGGUGGACGGACAGGGAAAUUUUGGGUCAAUUGACGACGACCCACCGGGGGCAAUGCGCUACACAGAAUGCCGUUUGAUGCGGAUCGCGGAUGAGAUGUUGGCAGACAUCCACAAAAAUACCGUCGAUUUCCAACCGAAUUACAAGGAAUCCACGACUGAACCGACCGUGCUUCCGGCGCGAUUGCCAAACUUGCUAGUCAACGGCACGACCGAAGCAACCCUUGAAGACCUCAUGGUGCAUAUCCCUGGUCCCGACUUCCCAACAGCAGCCGAGAUUGUCGGACGCGCCGGUAUUCGUGACAUAUACGCCAAUGGCAGAGGCUCAAUCACCGUCCGAGGAAAAGCGGUCAUUGAGCGAACAAAAGAGGGCAGAGAGCGCAUCCUCAUCACAGAGAUUCCGUACCAAGUUAAGAAAAAUCACUUACUUCAGAAGAUGUAUGAUCUUGUCGCCGGUAAGAUAAUCACAGGAAUCUCCGAUAUCCGCGACGAGUCCGAUCACAACAUGCGGGUUAUUGUUGAACUCAAACGGGGCGAGAUUGCACAGGUGAUUUUGAACCAGCUAUACAAGCAUGCGCAGAUGCAAACCAACUACAGUGCGAUUAUGCUAUGCCUCGUUGAUGGGUUGCCCAAGGUACUGUCUCUGAAGGAGAUCAUGAGUUACUACCUCGUACAUCGUCGAGAGGUCGUUCGCCGUCGGACUCAAUACGAUCUCGACGUCUGUGAACGACGAUCACAUAUUCUGGAAGGGUACCGCAUCGCCUUAAACAACAUUGAAGAUGUGAUCGACAUUGUUCAAACCGCGGAAUCUCCCGAAGAUGCCCGAAACCUAUUAAUAGAGAAUUAUGACCUUUCAGAGAAAAUUAACGACGAGUACGCAAACCUUAUCGAACAGAUUGAAGAGUUGCGGACAAUCCUUGGUAGUGAAAUUCUCAUUACUAAUAUUAUCAAAGAGGAAUUAUUAGAGCUAAAAGCCAAAUACGCCGGCGAACGACGAACCCAAAUCGUUGAUGCAGCGACCGAGUUUAAUAUUGAAGACCUCAUCGCUGAUGAAGAGAUGGUUGUGGCUAUUUCCCACGAAGGGUAUAUCAAGCGGGUGCCAAUCACCACCUAUCGUCGUCAACAUCGAGGCGGGGUUGGGGUGAUCGGGAUGCAGAGCAAGGAAGGGGAUUAUCCCGAGCAGGUCUUUAUCGCAUCAGCCCACCAAUAUAUCCUCUUCUUUACGGAUCGGGGCAAAUGCUAUUGGCUGAAGGUCUUCGAGAUUCCCGAACGGGGUCGGACUGCAUCGGGGCAAGCAAUUGUCAAUCUGCUGCGGUUAGAAAACGAUGAGAAGAUUACCGCAUUUGUACCGGUGCGCGAGUUUGAUGAAGAACGGUUUGUUUUUAUGGCAACAGAGAGAGGUAUUGUCAAGAAGUGCAGCCUCGCGGUCUUUAGCAGACCAAAUUCUGCCGGAAUUAUUGCAAUCAAACUCGACGAAGGAGACAAACUCAUUGGGGCACAAUUGACUGAAGGCGAUCACAAUAUUCUCUUGGUCACGCGAUCUGGGGGAUCCAUCCGUUUCAAUGAAGAAGAAGUUCGGAAACUGGGGCGGGCCACAAUGGGUGUUCGUGGAAUCCGUUUGGAGAAAGACGAUUUUGUCGUCGGUAUGGUCGCUGCGGUUGAUGAGGGCGAGACCGUGUUAAUCGUGACGGAAAACGGCUAUGGCAAACGUACGCUAUUGGCGAAUUAUCGUUUGCAGGGACGUGCCGGAAAAGGCGUGAUUGCGAUUAAAACAAGCGCCCGCAACGGGCCCGUUGUCGCAAUGAAAAUGGUGGCGGACAAUGACGAACUGAUUAUUGUAAAUUCAAACGGCAUGUUAACACGCAUGGUGGUCAACGAUAUCCGCACGAUCGGGAGAAAUACGCAGGGUGUGCGUUUAAUGUCCUUACGGAAAGAGGAGAUUGUUGUUGAUGUCGGAAAAAUCCCCCAAAAUGGUGAGGAAGUCCAAAAUGAUGACGAAUCCGAAACUGACGAAAGUUGA
This is a messenger RNA of Geodia barretti, 2247 nucleotides long. NCBI's taxonomy places the organism in Eukaryota, Metazoa, Porifera, Demospongiae, Tetractinellida, Geodiidae. The record is from the annotation of a GenBank genome assembly.